Messenger RNA from Adineta steineri, 990 nucleotides. Lineage: Eukaryota; Metazoa; Rotifera; Eurotatoria; Adinetida; Adinetidae. The record is from the annotation of a GenBank genome assembly.
AUGGUUGAACUUGAUGUAAUUUCCCAUCAACUUAUGAUUAUAGUUGGUAUAAUAAUGUAUAUCCUUGGAUUUUUUGGUAAUAUAUUAAAUAUAUGUGUAUUUACCAAAUGGUCAUUUACACGGAAAACUCCAAAUGAAAAUAACGCAAAUAAUCGAACCGGUAAUAGUUCUUUAUAUUUACUUGCAACCUCCAUUGCAAAUUUUAUUUUAAUACUUUAUCCACUUUUCGUUCGUAUUUACGUCGACGGUUAUCAAAAUUUAGUAACACCAACUAGUGCUGUAUUACUUUGUAAAUUCCGAUAUUAUGUUUUACAAACAUCUCUUGUUAUCUCAUUAGCAUGUAUAUGUUUGGCAACAUUUGAUCGAUAUUUAAUAACAGCAAGAUCAGUUCGUUUACGACAAUUAAGUACAACAAGACGAUCAACCCAGAUAAUUAUUUUAAGUAUUACUAUUUUCUCUGCUUUACAUAGUAUACCAAUGGCUCUUUACUAUGAUAAAUCGAGUACUGGUGAUUGUUCAAUUGUUUCGUUAACCUAUUCGAAUUAUUAUUUAUAUUUUGUUAUUGUUUGUCUAUAUGGAAUAUUUCCCGUAUGUUUUUUAAGUAUAUUUGGUACAUUAACAUAUCGACAAUUAAAAAUGUUAAAACAUACAAAUCAAAAUGGAAGUUUAAAUAUCGAUAAACAAUUAUCACGAAUGCUUUUAUUUCAAUGUAUUGCACUUGUAUUUUCUUAUAUCCCAUAUUGUGCUCAAAAUAUUUAUUUUUCAAAAUUUGUUGACAAAAAAGUUGCUCCAACAGGAUUUAAUCUUUUAUUUCGUAUAUUAACAAUUAUUUUAUUUUAUGUUAAUCCAGUUAUGAGUUUUUAUAUUUAUUAUAUUUCGACACCAAAUUUUCGUCGUCAAGUUAAAAAGAUUAUUUUAUAUCUAUGUCAUAAUCGACAAACAAUACAUAAUCGAGUACAUGAUUUAACUACAACAAUUGGUGUACACUAA